UGGGAACCAAGGCUGUGAGAUUAGUCCUCUCCCGCUCCAUCCCCCUUGCCCUGCGCCUGAGAAAGGGAGCAUCCCCAUGGCAACAGCGGCAGCUGGUCCCUUGAUAAGAGGAGCUGGGCAGCAGCAGCCACUGCAGGAGGAGCCACAGCUAGAGGUGGCCCAGCGUUGGGAGGAAGCACGCCUUCCCCAGCUCUGCACUUCGCAUCCCUGUGCCUGACAGAGACACACACACCUGCCCUCCUUUGAUGAUGUCCACUGAGCAAAUGCAGCCACUGGACCUCUCGGAGGACAGACUGGACAAGCUUGACCCUCGUUGCAGCCACCUGGAUGGCCUUUCUGACCAGUUCAUUAAGGACUGCGAGCUCAAAAAGAAGCCAAGAAAGGGGAGAAGCGCACAGGCUGCCCUGGACGUCGAGGUGGACCAGAGAAAGCCACGGAGGAAAGACACACCCGUGCCGCACAUCCCGCCUUUCACAGCCGGCGUGCUUUCAGAACAUUUAAUUACAAGUUAUGAGGUUCAAGAGAGACACCCAGAGAGCGAAACGAGCCCAGCUCUUCAGAACACUGACCUGGAGCAGAAGAAGCCAAGGAGAAAAGACACACCUGCCCUGCACAUGUCCCCCUUUGCAGAUGUGACUUUGCUGAGGGAGGAGAGACCCAACGUGAUCCUGGAAGACGAGGAAAAGGAUGGCGACAAGAUGGCUAUUUAAAGCUAUCCCCCUGGAGACCACUUGUAAAUAGGUUAGGAUGGUUCCCUACGCGACCUAGAAAAAAUAGACUUGUUGCUGCUCUCAUUUUGUCACAGUCCUCCUUUUCGAUCAGACACCUUUCCCCAGAGGACACACCAUGUCAGCUUGUCGGCCGCCAACCUGCCCCUUUCUCCCCUGAUCUGGUUCCUAUUCGCACCCUGUGAGUUUCCACGAUCAGAUGCAGUGAAGGGAGCAGACUGUCAUCCUAAAUUGGGAGGUAACAGGGAAAGCUCCGGUGUUUUGCUUCUGCAUCUUCAGGGUCAAUUCCUGGAGCAAAGGACACGGAGAACAUGGGGUCCUUUGUGUCUUGGCUGACGCUGCUGGGCGGGACUUGACGGACACCAUCCAAACACCAGUUCCGGUGGGGGCUCCCAGCUGCCCGUGAGGGAGGUGAGAGAGUGUGUGUGUUAGAAACGCUCUGGUUGCUUUGGAAACGUGGUCUUUUAUCGCUCUCACCUCUUCUCAGAAGUCCAAGUGUCCCUGAUGACAUUCCUGAGACCCCUGUAACUGAUGCCCUCAAGGCGACUGGGUGAGCCAGAGGAGUCUACCCAGCCCAUCACAUGAUGGCUGGAAACACCAGAGGAAGAGCAUUCUGGUCUCUCUGGGAAGCUCGGCAGUCUGUCCUAUUUGUUUUUGUUUUUUAGAACAUCCCUUAACCAUGUUGGCCUAAAAUUUGUGAAUUGUGUCACAAAUGAAUCCUCACUAACGAAUAGCAGGUAAAAUACCAACGCUUGUGAUGACUUUACUUUGAAAAAACUAAUUGGAAGGCCAUGUGUCUGUUUAGCAUCUUCACUUAUUUAGACCCCAGCAUGCUGCCCUGGAGAGGAGGGGAGGGUGUGGCCUUAGCUGGUGACAGGAGUCUCCCUACAGCCCCCAGCCUGCAGCCUGUGGGUGCCGUGGGAAGGCUUUACACAAAGGAGGGCCUCACCCACCAGGGGAGGGGCGUGGGAAAGGCCAGAUCCUGCCUCCAAGUGAGCGUUUGGAAGUUUGUAUCUACCCCGGCUCCCACGGUUUGGGAAUCCUCUGUCUUUGUCCCUCUCACAAACGUGGAGAAGAUGCAGCCCCUGCUGAUAAUAAAGAUGCUUCUCACCC
Messenger RNA from Pipistrellus kuhlii (Kuhl's pipistrelle), 1841 nucleotides. It is a transcript of the gene PPP1R17, whose product is annotated as protein phosphatase 1 regulatory subunit 17. Gene Ontology annotation, molecular function: protein phosphatase inhibitor activity. Gene Ontology annotation, biological process: regulation of phosphatase activity. Lineage: Eukaryota; Metazoa; Chordata; Mammalia; Chiroptera; Vespertilionidae. The record is from RefSeq and is a predicted model, not a curated record. Bases 246 to 710 code for a protein of 154 amino acids. The transcript has 5 exons.